UUUUGUGCCUUUACGGAAGUGACGACAGUUGACGCUGUCGGUGUUCAGCACUGUUCCGGGUUUGGUUUGAACUGUCUCUCAGCACUGACUCUUUAUUAACUGAGCUGCACCCUUCAGCGGUGAGGAGGGAAAACACUGUAUUUGGAUCAUUUGUGUUCUGGUUUUGAACUGGACUUUAUAUCACCUCAACAAGUCUGCUGCUCAGCGUCCCCAGCCGGUUCAGAUAGCCACACCGCUAGCUAGUUGUAUAUAUAGUUGUGUUUGUUUAAUUAAGCUGGACACUAUUUAAAUUCAAACCUGGAGCAGUCCACUAAAGAGAAACCUCACACAUGCACUUUUAGUUCUUGAGGCUUUACCGGGUUUAAGCAAUGAGAGCCUUUAUGAAAGAAGACUGAAGAUGUUCACAGACUCUUCUGGAAAGUUGUAAAAGAUCUCAGCGCGGAUCUCAUAAGGUUUCCGCUACCGGACGAGUGAUUGUUCACACGGUGUGUCUGGAACUUUUCGGUGGAAUGGUUGACCUGCUAAAGACUCGUCAGUGUCUGUUGUGUGUCCGCACUUUCUUUAGCAUGACGUCCAAGUUAUGGAGUUUAUUUUUAUAUAUCCUCAGGAAACCGCUAAGAACGAUAAUCCAAUAUCAGACGGUGCGAUAUGACAAUUUACCCUUGUCGCCGCUGUCUAGAACCAGACUCAAUGGAGUAAAACGGAAGAUUCUGGUUUUAGACCUCGAUGAGACAUUGAUUCACUCCCAUCAUGAUGGGGUUCUCAGAUCAACGGUACGGCCGGGUACUCCACCAGACUUUAUCUUUAAAGUUGUUAUAGACAAGCACCCAGUCAGAUUCUUUGUGCAUAAAAGGCCCCAUGUGGAUUUCUUCUUGGAGGUGGUCAGUCAGUGGUACGAGCUCGUAGUGUUCACUGCUAGCAUGGAAAUCUAUGGUUCUGCAGUAGCGGACAAGCUGGACAACAACAAAGGCAUCCUGAAGCGCAGAUACUACAGACAGCACUGCACACUGGAUCUGGGUAGUUAUAUAAAAGACCUGUCUAUCAUACAUAGUGAUCUUUCCAGUAUAGCAAUUCUUGACAACUCGCCUGCAGCAUAUCGCGGUCAUCCAGAUAACGCAAUACCUAUAAAAUCAUGGUUCAGUGAUCCCAGUGACACAGCACUUCUUAACCUUCUGCCAAUGUUGGAUGCACUAAGAUUCACAGCUGACGUUCGGUCCGUCCUUAGCCGAAACCUGCACCAGCAUCAACUUUGGUGACCGUCCCACUGGGAGACGUAGAGUUUUUAACUUCUUCCCAUCCAGACUCUGUCCCUCAGUCCCAAACCCUCUUUUAUACAACAGCAGCACACGUGUGAUCAGGUGAAGGUCCAAACUGAACUUGCUUGAAGGCAGUAAAAAACAUUGGGAACAUGUUUACCCUUGGCGUCCUUUCCAUCUUCAAACUGGAGUCUCGGUCUUGAAAUGCUUCUGGAAUACUCUGUGAAGACGGCACACAAACACAUGAGCACAGACGCAGAGCCCUGAAGGGACGGUUUUAAUCAUAUACAGUGCCAUAUGACAGACUUUAGAUGCAUCUGCAUUUCUCAGUUUAUUGGCGAUGGACAGUGUUCUUCCACUGCUGUGAAUAUGUGGAUGAGGGAAAACAAAGAGCAGUCAUUUGGCGUCCUUGAUUCUACUCGUCUUUCCAUCUCUUGAGUCAAGUCUUUGUGGCCACCAGCUUGGGAAAGCGAGUGUUAA
Molecule: messenger RNA, 1736 nt
Organism: Ictalurus furcatus (blue catfish)
Lineage: Eukaryota; Metazoa; Chordata; Actinopteri; Siluriformes; Ictaluridae
Gene: ctdnep1b
Product: CTD nuclear envelope phosphatase 1b
Exons: 7
Coding region: 510-1256 (248 amino acids)
Molecular function (GO): protein serine/threonine phosphatase activity
Source: RefSeq, a predicted model, not a curated record